AUGGUCUCCUUCUCUACAAUCGUGAGCGCUGUAGCUCUUAUCUCGAGCUAUUCGCUGGUCGAAGCCCAAAAAACUGUCAUGCCACUUCCGUUUGAUGGACGUGCGCAAGAUUUGACCGUUGAAACGAUCACUAAAAAGUACGCGACGCACAUUCUUACUAUGCGUAACGACUCUUCCCUGA
Plasmopara halstedii is the source of this 181-nucleotide messenger RNA. RefSeq lists its product as uncharacterized. The transcript has a single exon. Lineage: Eukaryota; Oomycota; Peronosporomycetes; Peronosporales; Peronosporaceae. The annotation marks the transcript as partial. The record is from RefSeq and is a predicted model, not a curated record.